ACGGUCGAAGAGGGGGCAGGAGGAGGAGCUGAGGAACUGCAGCUGCUCAGCAUGAAGGCUGUCCCUAGAAAUCAUCCUUCAAGAAGGAGAGAGAGCCAGGAAGAGAAUAAGACAAUGGCCAGGCAAUGUGGAGAUGUCAGGGAGAAAUUGUGCCAAACCCACCUUUCUGCCGGCGGUGUAGCAGCCCAGCUGUACAGGGGAGAAGGAGGUGUUCCUGUACAGGGGCUUUAGGGCUGCACCAUCUUCUGUGACAUUCUCAUAAACAAGGGAGGAAGACGUGGCCUUGAUGAGACAGCUAUUGGGUCUGAAAGAAAAGCUGCAGGGAGCCACCUUCCCCUCCAGCACCCUUCUGCCCCCCAGCAUGGCAUCACCCAUGAGGAGCCUGUGCACCGACCCUGCCAGAUACCUCCAGUCUUUCCGUCUCUUCCUCACGAAUUCAACCGAGCACCAGUGCAUGCAUGGCUUCAUACAGAGGCAGCUGCCCGCCGUGAUAGCAAGUAUUGGAAACGGGAAGUCUACAAUCAAUAUUCUGAGCGUUGGUGGUGGAGCAGGUGAGAUCGACCUGCUGGUCCUCUCAAAAGUACAAGCCAGAUAUCCAGGGGUCCCCAUCAACAAUGACGUGAUAGAGCCGAGUGCUGACCAAAUCUGCAAGUACAAAGAGCGUGUGGCUGAGACAUCAAACCUUGAGAACGUAAAGUUUACUUGGCAUGUGGAGACAGCUUAUGAAUAUGAAAGUCGAAUGAAUGCAGAGAAGAAGUCUAAAAAAUGGGACUUCAUUCACAUGGUCCAGAUGCUGUAUUACGUGAAAGAUGUCCCAGCGACUAUCCGGUACUUCCACAGCCUCCUGGAAGCACAGGCAAAGCUCCUCAUUAUCCUGGUGUCAGAAACCAGUGGCUGGGAAAAUCUGUGGAAGAAGUAUGGGUCUUCCUUGCCUUUAGAUGAUCUCUGCUCUUACGUUUCUUCUGCUGACAUCAAAAGGAUACUGGAUUCAGCCGGGCUGAAGUACCAGGUCCAUGAGCUCCCAUCCUCCAUGGACAUAACGAGCUGCUUUGUUGAAGGGAACAAGGAUGGGGAGCUGUUGCUGGAUUUCCUGACGGAAACUUGUGAGUUUUCAAAAACUGCUCCUCCUGAACUAAAGCGUCAAGUAAUGGAGGAGUUAAGAAAGCCUGAAUGCAGCGAAGAAAGAGAUGGGAAGGUGCUUUUUAAUAACAACCUGAGUGUCAUAGUGAUUGAGCCAUGAGUUAACCUCUCCUUGCCUCUUGAUCCAAAGCAAAUAGCCAGAUAUGAACUGUUAAAAGCUGAAAUACAUUUUCCAAUAUUUUGUACGUGGCUCAGUUAACUUCAGUACUGACAUAUAAUUUUUGGAACCUGUUAAGAAAUCAAUGUUAAUGUCUUUUGUUACAAGUAAACUUUAAUAUCCAAUUAAUUCUGCACUAAUUAUGAAUGUGUAACUCACUAAGCAGUUAAUUUUGCUUUAUCAUAUGGAUGUUGUAUAACAGAUGUAACUUGCACCAGCCGCUCAGGCCCUGCAGAAACCUGACCGUUUCCUAAGAAAUAAUCAUGAACUGUACAUGGUUUCAGUGUCUUCAUUUAAAAACUUUCUAUGGACCAAAUAAAAAAAAUUACAACUUCUCAGUGCA
Molecule: messenger RNA, 1640 nt
Organism: Falco peregrinus (peregrine falcon)
Lineage: Eukaryota; Metazoa; Chordata; Aves; Falconiformes; Falconidae
Gene: HNMT
Product: histamine N-methyltransferase
Exons: 7
Coding region: 287-1240 (317 amino acids)
Molecular function (GO): N-methyltransferase activity
Source: RefSeq, a predicted model, not a curated record